AUGUUCCCCUCUUCGUCGAAAGUAAAACUGUUCGCAGACCUCGGCGAUCGCGCGCGAGUGACUCCGGGAAAAGAAUCCGUCGUGAAGUUGGUCGUCUCUCUCGGGGACGGGUACGAUGCUACUCACCACCGCGGCGACGGCGCCACUGCUGGUGCGCAAAGUCGUUCCGGGGGGCCGCAUCAUCAAUCACCUACUCAAAGAACGAACGAGACCAACGACGACGUUUCCUUCCUCCCGUUCGUGGAAACCAUCGAGGUCGAAUGGCGAGGGAUUGAACGCCUGAACCCGGUUUGGGUGCAACCACCGCGUGGUACCAGUACCAGUAGUAACGCGAUGCAUAACUCGUUGAAAUCGGGCGAACGGUUCAUCGCGCGUUCGCCACCUGGGAGCGUUUUAGAGAACGUGCUCUUGAGGCCGAACGAACGACACGUUUUAAAGUUUACGAUUCAAAUACCGCCUGGGUUACCGCCGACGUACAGAGGUCAGAUUUGUCGGUACUAUUAUUGCGUGAUCUUUUCGUGCAAGUUAAGAGGAGAGAUGGAACCGGUUGUGAUUGAAAUGCCUUUGAAAGUGCACGCCGGGCCAAAGCCGCCGAAAAGCUUGAGCGGGACGCCUCGAUUCGAGGAUUUGAGAAUAAGCGAGAGUUUUAAUAGCAGCGGCAAUCACAGUGUUAGUGGAUCUAAUAAUAAUAACAAUAACAAUAAUAAUAAUAAUAGCAGUAGUAAUCCAGCUGCCAGGAGUGGACCGGUGACGCCUAGAGGUGUUUUGCCGUCUUGGUCGGACAGGUCAUCCGAUACUUGGGGCGACGACGUAGAGUUGCGCCAGGCGACGUUGCAAGGCGGCGACGCAGACGAAAGCUUGAGGGAAAUUCUAGAGAUGUCAAAAAUGCAGAAAUCGCAACAGAGAACGUACGCGAUUACAACAGGGAAUAAGUUUAUUUGUAAGAUAACGCCAGCGAACCCAUUACCGGUGGUUGCCUGCGGGGAGUUGGUCUCGUGCGUAUUUGAUUUUGAAAACACAAAGCCAGAAAGUAUGGAAGCGAUGCCAGUUCAAUCGUAUUCUUGGACUUUGGAAACGGAGGAGAUUGCGUUGAGUAGUAUUGAAGGUGGUGGUAGCAGUAAUAGCAGUAGCAAUAGUAAUGGAGGUGCUGAUUCUUCGAAGUUGCCAGUCUUGCGGAAGAUAUGGGCGGAAGGCUCUGAACGGUGCAUAGAACGCAUUCGUCGAACGUUCUUUUCGGCGUCAGUCCCGUUAGAAGCUCCAGGAUCGUUUCGAACGACGAAAAUGGAGUUGGCUUGGGUGCUUCGAUUUGAGUUUAACGUCGGUAGUGAUAAAGUCGAGUGGAGAUACCCAAUCGAAGUUAUGAGUCGAACGUACGCGAAGAAAAGCCGAGCGAUUUGA
This is a messenger RNA of Bathycoccus prasinos, 1398 nucleotides long. RefSeq lists its product with no specific name. Gene Ontology annotation, cellular component: Ric1-Rgp1 guanyl-nucleotide exchange factor complex; Golgi membrane. Gene Ontology annotation, biological process: retrograde transport, endosome to Golgi. The coding region runs from base 1 to 1398 and encodes 465 amino acids. The transcript has a single exon. NCBI's taxonomy places the organism in Eukaryota, Viridiplantae, Chlorophyta, Mamiellophyceae, Mamiellales, Bathycoccaceae. The record is from RefSeq and is a predicted model, not a curated record.